Molecule: messenger RNA, 1575 nt
Organism: Ostreobium quekettii
Lineage: Eukaryota; Viridiplantae; Chlorophyta; Ulvophyceae; Bryopsidales; Ostreobiaceae
Source: the annotation of a GenBank genome assembly
AUGGCUGAUGCACAGUUGCUGUUCGGCACACCAGGGGGCUUCAGCACGCCCAAGAAGGACCGCAUUGUUGCAUUCCUUGGCCAGAGCCAGUUUGGAGUGGACGACAUGAAGGGGUACUCAAACUGCCCCAUGUAUGGCCAGAACGACCAGCUGAUGGGCGCUGGUGCCUCUAGUGACCGCACGGGGAUCGACGCUUGUGGUCAGUGCUUCAUCGUUCCUUACGACCUCGAACCGGGGAUGUACACAUUUCACUGGUACUGGAGGGCGGACGAUCCCAGUGUGGAUGGACACUCAGGUGGACAGCCGGAGGAGUACAUCUCCUGCUUCGACGUCAGGAUUGAGGAAGGCCGGGUGGACGAGUGCCCGCUGGCCGGCGACGAUGGUGAAUACCCGGGAAAUUUGCCAGGAACAGGGCGCCACUCCGGGGAGUACAAGAGCAAUGGCUACACGACGGGGGGGCCCAUCGUGCCCUCGAGCACGUCGCCUUGCAAGAGCGACAGCCGGCCCACCAAGCCCGUCGAGCCGCCCCCACAAUCCCCGGCUCCCACCCCUCCCGUUCGCUCGCCUCCGCCGAUGGGGACCCCCUCUCCCGGUCCGCAGGGGCCCUCGUUUGAGGUCACCUCUACUCCUGCCCCUCCCAGGGAACCCACUCCCCCUCAAGGCCCUCCGGAGCCCACCACCCCCCCGCCUUCCGAGCCUGUGCCACCACAGGAGGCCCCGGAACCGCCCAUGCAGGCCCCGGAACCACCCAUGGAGGCCCCGGAACCGCCCAUGGCUAUGUGCGCGGAGCAGGGUGGCGCCGAGUAUGGAGGUGAAGUGCUGGGUGCCCCUCUGGAGGUGGACACCGUGGGCGAGUGCUGUGAGGCGUGCGAAGCCACGGCGGGCGGGUCGCCGUCCGAGGCGUGCAACACCUACACGUACUGUCCGGCGGACUCUAACCCCGACGAGUGCACGCCCCGGCAGUGCGUCCUCAAGAACAGCCAACAGACUCGCCCAGAGGUGGUUUCUGUCAACAUCUUCACGUCCGGGACCAGCUGCCUCACGAAUCCCGAGGGCUGCGAGAACCCGACCCAAGAUGAGUGCAAGGUGGACAAUCAAACGUCGCGGCCCGGCGCGGGCUCUACGUUCAACGACGCCAGCGUGCUGCUGGUCACGGCACCUUCAACCUGCUGCUCGCUGUGCCAGAGGACGCCGGGCUGCAGGUCGUGGGCGUGCGACGGGCUCAACGGCGGGUGCGCUCUCAAGAUGAGCGUUCCCCAGCAGGUUGAAAUUCCAGAGGACCGUCCGUUCUUCAGCGGCGUCGUGGACGAGGAGGGGGUGGACCCAGAUAUUUUGAACGUGGUUCUCCCCAACGACACGCCCUGUGAGGCGGAACAGGGCGUGGACUUCCCAGGCAACGACAUCGAGGUCCUGACGACCACCGACGCGGAGGAGUGCUGCAGAAUGUGCACGGCACAUUUCAACGAUGCAGACACGCCCGCGCCUGACUGUUUUGCCUGGACGUGGAACACGGAGACCAGCGAGUGCUCCCUGAAGAACAAGAUAUCGGAGAGGACGAUGGGCAACGAGCUCCUG